CCCUGUUUUGCACAGAAAUGGGAAGCCGCUCUGAAGGUCCCUCACACUUCCAGCAAAAAGCAGAUGAUAGGAAUCAUGAAGACCCACCAGCAUCCCAUGAAGAGAAAGGUUUUGAUAUGCUCUACACAAUUGAAGAUGCACCUCCAUGGUAUCUCUGUAUCCUGUUGGGAUUUCAGCAUUAUUUGACCUGUUUCAGUGGUACCAUCGCUGUUCCUUUCCUCCUGGCAGAAUCGCUGUGUGUUGGGAAGGACCAGUAUACCAUCAGCCAGCUCAUAGGCACCAUCUUCAGCUGUGUGGGAAUCACCACCCUCAUUCAAAGCACUGUGGGAAUUAGGCUUCCUCUGUUUCAAGCCAGUGCACUGGCGUUCCUGGUUCCUGCCAAAUCUAUCCUGGCCCUGGAUAAAUGGAAAUGCCCUCCAGAAGAGGAGAUCUAUGGAAACUGGACAUUACCACUGAAUACGUCUCACAUAUGGCAACCAAGAAUAAGAGAAAUCCAAGGAGCCAUCAUCGUUGCCAGUCUGGUGGAAGUGGCAAUUGGGUUGGUGGGCCUCCCUGGGGCCUUGCUCAGCUACAUCGGGCCUCUCACCGUCACGCCCACUGUCUCCUUGAUAGGUCUCUCCGUGUUCCAAGCUGCAGGGGACAGAGCUGGAUCGCACUGGGGCACUGCAGCACUGUCAAUUUUUUUAAUUGUUUUGUUUGCCCAGUACCUACGAAAUGUGUCUUUUCUCCUCCCUGGCUACAAAUGGGGAAAAGGGUGCACUCUCAUCCGGAUACAGAUCUUCAAGAUGUUUCCGAUCAUACUGGCCAUUUUGGUGGUUUGGCUGUUGUGUUACAUUCUGACAGUGACAGAUGUGUUCCCUCGUGAUGUAAAUGCCUAUGGAUUCAGGGCAAGAACAGAUGCCAGAGGGGAAAUCAUGUCAAUUGCACCAUGGUUCCGUCUUCCUUAUCCUUGCCAGUGGGGAAUUCCUACAGUGACAGCUGCUGCUGUGCUGGGAAUGUUCAGUGCUACUUUGUCUGGGAUCAUCGAGUCCAUUGGGGAUUAUUAUGCUUGUGCUAGGCUUGCUGGUGCCCCACCUCCACCUGUGCAUGCCAUCAACAGGGGCAUUUUUACAGAAGGAAUCUCUUGCAUAAUUGCGGGGCUGCUGGGCACUGGCAAUGGUUCUACUUCCUCGAGUCCUAACAUCGGAGUCUUGGGCAUCACCAAGGUGGGCAGCAGGAAAGUGGUACAGUAUGGUGCUGUGAUCAUGCUCAUCUUAGGAACCAUUGGCAAGUUUACAGCUCUGUUUGCCUCACUGCCCGACCCCAUCCUUGGAGGGAUGUUUUGUACAUUGUUUGGCAUGAUCACAGCAGUGGGGCUCUCCAAUCUACAGUUUGUUGACAUGAACUCUUCCCGCAACCUUUUUGUCCUUGGCUUUGCAAUGUUUUUUGGGCUUACCCUUCCAAACUACAUUGAUUCACACCCAAAUGCUGUCAACACAGGCAUUGCUGAAGUGAACCAAAUAUUAAAAGUGCUGUUAAGCACAGAAAUGUUUGUUGGAGGCAGCAUUGCAUUCAUACUGGACAACACCAUUCCAGGCACUGAAGAGGAACGUGGUUUAGUACAGUGGAAGGCUGGAGCACGUGCCAACAGUGACACAUCUGAAAAACUGAAGAGUUACGAUUUUCCAUUUGGGAUGGGUAUAAUUAGAAAGAUUCAGUGGCUAAAAUAUGUACCAGUGUGCCCAGUGUUCAUGGGCUUUAACUUUAGAACAAAGAUGGAUCCCACUACCUCAGAACAGAUACCAGAUGCAACAGAUAUCACAGUCAUAUGCACAAAGGUCUGA
Messenger RNA from Varanus komodoensis (Komodo dragon), 1823 nucleotides. It is a transcript of the gene SLC23A1, whose product is annotated as solute carrier family 23 member 1. The coding region runs from base 18 to 1823 and encodes 601 amino acids. Gene Ontology annotation, cellular component: membrane. The transcript is spliced from 14 exons. Gene Ontology annotation, biological process: transmembrane transport. Gene Ontology annotation, molecular function: transmembrane transporter activity. The record is from RefSeq and is a predicted model, not a curated record. NCBI's taxonomy places the organism in Eukaryota, Metazoa, Chordata, Lepidosauria, Squamata, Varanidae.